CAUAUGCGCAAUAUUGUACAUUUUUUGGUGGAAGACUGGUGCCUUUCUGCAAUGCUUGGAAUCAUAACUGCUAUACUUUCUGUUACUGUCGAUGUUAUCAUCGAAAGGAAUAAUUAUGAGGAAACAUUUUCAGUUCAUGUGGCACUUUAUUCAGUUAUCCUCAAUUAUAACGUCUAUUUAGCAAUGUUUCAGUGGGUAUUUCAUGUAGUUUUUCUCACUUUUUUAUCAUCUUUAUCAUGUUUGAUAAUAUCGAGGCAAGCAGUUGGUUCAGGCAUUCCAGAGGUGAAAGUUAUUAUGCAUGGUUUCAAAAUGAAAAGUUAUCUUACAUUCCGGACUUUAAUAGCCAAAAUGGUUGGAAUAACGCUUGCCAUAGGCAGUGGCUUGCCAAUAGGCAAAGAGGCAAAUUUUUUUAUCGAACUUUACGGUCCAUUCGUUCAUAUGGGUGCUAUAGUCUCAACAAUUUUAAGAAAGAUAACAAAAGCAUGUCAUUAUUCCGCAUUCUUCACCAAUGAAGGUCAUGAAAUGGAAAUGCUAUCAUCAGGAUGUGCUGUUGGUAUCGCAUGUACCUUCUCUGCUCCAGUUGGUGCAGUAUUGUAUGCUAUCGAGUCAACAUCAAAAUAUUUCGCUGUGAAAAAUUAUUGGCGAGCUUUUUUCGCUGCAACUUGUAGUGCUAUAAUCUUCAGAUUUGCGAAUCGUUUUGUUACAAGUGACCAAUCUGGCGCCAUUACAGCAUUUUAUCAGACAAAAUUUCCUACAGAAUCUUUUGUUGUCGAAGAAUUAAUAAUUUUCGCGAUCCUUGGUUUCUUCGCAUUCACAGUUUUCAUGAGUCUAGUCGUUGGCAUAAUUACAUAUCCGCAAGGUUUUGGUCGAUAUAUUGCAGGCAAAUUAACGUUUCGUGAGACAAUGGCCGAUUUCUUCAGUAAUUGUACGCUGCAUAUAACAGGAAAUAGUUGGCAGGCUUGUGAUGAAAAAAUGUUGGAACAUUGGUUGGGUGGAUCAGAACGAGAUAUCAGCAUAUUCUUUAUCUUAGUGGCCAUAUGUAUAUCAAUUAAUGUACCAGCUGGAGUAUUUGUACCCUCAUUUAUAAUUGGUGCAGCAGGUGGCCGACUUGUUGGCGAAUUCAUGUCAUACAUGUUCCCUGAGGGUCUUCGCGGUCCUGAUGGUCCUCUUAUAUACCCCGGAUUGUAUGCUGUUGUUGGAGCUGCAUCGUAUACUGGUGCUGUUACGCACACACUAUCCGUCGCAAUAGCGAUUUUGGUUGGAAAUGCAGUUUGCAAAUUUCUUCAACCUUCCAUCUAUGAAAGCAUUAUUAAAAUAAAAAAAUAUCCAUAUUUGCCUGAUUUACCGCCAUCAAGGAUGAGUGUACACACUGUUAAAGUGGAACAAAUUAUGGUGCAAGAAGUGAUUUUCAUCACAAAGAAAACAACUUACAAAGAACUACGAGAAAUUCUUCGUCUAGCACCCAAUCUUAAAAGUUUUCCCGUUGUUACCGAUCGAGGUAUAUUUCAUUAA
Dracunculus medinensis (Guinea worm) is the source of this 1512-nucleotide messenger RNA. NCBI's taxonomy places the organism in Eukaryota, Metazoa, Nematoda, Chromadorea, Rhabditida, Dracunculidae. The record is from the annotation of a GenBank genome assembly.